AUUACAACAAAAAUGCAAUGAUAAGGAUGUACAUUUGCAAAAAUACAAUAUUGAUUUGCAAAGAUUACAACAAAAAUUCGACAAUCAAACCAAAAAUUUGCAAGACUUACAACAAAAAUGCAAUGAUAAGGAUGUACAUUUGCAAGAAUUACAACAAAAAUACCAACAAAAAUACAAUAUUUACAAUAUUGAUUUGCAAAGAUUACAACAAAAAUGCAAUGAUAAGGAUGUACAUUUGCAAGACUUACAACAAAAAUACAAUAAUAAAUUUCAAGAGUUGCAAAGAUUUCAUCACUUAUUUGAUGAUCAAAGUAAGGCUUUAAUAGAAUCAAAUCAACAAAAAGAACAUUUUGAAAAAUGUUAUAAUGAAUUAAAACAACAUUUAGAUGAUAAAGAAACUCGAAUUAAAUCAUUAAAACAAAGAAACGGUGAACUUGAAAACGAAGCAGCAAAAUAUCAAUCCGCUCUUGGAGUUGUAACAAAUUUUAGAAUGAGCGAUGAUGAUAAAAAUCAUAAUGUUCAACUUAACCAAGAUAUUUUAUCAAUACAAGACAAAAUUGAUGUUUAUGUAACAAAUUUAGUAAAAUCAAAAGUUGACGUUAAGAUUGAAGAAAUUAAGACGAAACUUGUACCACGCUAUAAAUGUCAAACCAAGAUCGACUUGAAAAAACCUGAUAAACUAUUUAUUAAAGCUGUAUUGCAACGUUAUGUGCUUGAAAGGAUUUUGAAGUUUGUUGACAAUUACUUUGAUAAAUCGAAUGAUGAUAUAUCAAUGGAUUAUCAAUAUCUUGAAUCGGAUAUCGUUAGAAAAACAGGUGAAUUACAUAAAGUAAUGGAAAAGUUUGCUAGUACUCGUGACGGAACUGAUGAAGUAACAAGAGUCACAACUAUAAAGUUGCGUCAACUAAUAUAUUCUGCUCUUGGGAUGAGAGGUCUUGGAGAUUUAAUUGAAUCAGGUCAUUCAUCUAUACACCAAUCUAUCCAAAAGUACUCGGAACAACUUAACGUUUCAAUGAACAAAUAUCGUGUUGUAAAAGAUCCUAAAAAGAAAGAAUAUAUUGAUGGAUUAGCUAAAACUCUUAUUAGAGAGAUUUUUCGAAUUUUUCACUUUCGUUUAAAAGUACAAGAACCAAUUGCUGAAUAUUAUUGGUUUAAUUGUGGCGAUAAAGUUAAUAAAAUUUCUAUGAAAUUAAGUUGUGAAGACGAUGACAUCGAUGAUUUGGUUGUUGAUUUAUGCACUUUUCCGCUUAUCGGGCAAAAUAUAAAUCCAGACAAAAUAUAUCAAAUAUUUACUCCCGCAAAAGUUUUCGCAUGUCAUGCUCCUAAACCAAGUUUUAUAAAUAAGACAAAGAAUUCGAUUAUGAGUAUUUUUUCCGCAGAUGGGAAAUCAAAAUCUUCAGGUAAACCAAAUGAUAGUUCCGCCGAUCAAUCCACAACUCUACCCCGAACGAAAACAAAUUAUGAUUUAAAAGAUGAAAAAUCCACCGAGAAAACCACAAAUUAUUAUUCUAAUACCGAUUAUAAGGAACAAACUCCAGAAAGUUGUACAAGUGAAAGAAAUGAAAGUGAUAAAAGAGGAGGAAAAUAUACAAACGAAAAAGGUGAGAAUGAUACGAACGAAAAAGGUGGAAAAGAUACAAGUGAAAAAGACGAAAUUGGUAUGAAUGAAAGAAGCGGAAAUCAUAGAAUUGUAAGGAAAGAAAAUUAUGCACAAGGAGGUGGAAAUAAUAUAAAUGAAAGAGAUAGAAAUCAUACAAAUGAAAGUGAUAGAAAUUAUAGACAAGGCGGCAGUGGGCAUGAUACGAGUGAAAGGGUUGGAAAUAUUGGAGGAAUUCAUACAAGUGAAAGUGACGGAAAUUAUUAUAAACAAGGAAUAGGUGGAAAUUAUACCCAAGGAAAAAGUAGUGAUACAAGUGAAAAGGACGGAAAUUAUGCACAAGGAAGAAGUGGAAAUCAAAGUGAAAAGGACAGAAAUUUCACACAAGGAUAUGGAAGUCGUACAAGUGAAAAAGACGGAAAUUAUGCACAAGGAGGAAGUGGAAAUCAAAGUGAAAAGAACGGAAAUUAUACCCAAGGAAGAAGUAAUGAUACAAGUGAAAAGGACGGAAAUUAUGCACAAGGAAGAAGUGGAAAUCAAAGUGAAAAGGACGGAAAUUUCACACAAGGAUAUGGAAGUCGUACAAGUGAAAAAGACGUAAAUUAUGCACAAGGAGGAAGUGGAAAUCAAAGUGAAAAGGACGGAAAUUAUACACAAGGAGGAAGUGGAAAUCAAAGUGAAAAGGACGAAAAUUAUGCACAAGGAAGAAGUGGAAAUAAAACAUUUGAAAGGACCGGAAAUUAUACCCAAGGAAGAAGUAAUGAUACAAGUGAAAAGGACGGAAAUUAUACACAAGGAAGAAGUGGAAAUCAAAGUGAAAAGGACGGAAAUUUCACACAAGGAUAUGGAAGUCGUACAAGUGAAAAAGACGGAAAUUAUGCACAAGGAGGAAGUGGAAAUCAAAGUGAAAAGAACGGAAAUUAUACCCAAGGAAGAAGUAAUGAUACAAGUGAAAAGGACGGAAAUUAUGCACAAGGAAGAAGUGGAAAUCAAAGUGAAAAGGACGGAAAUUUCACACAAGGAUAUGGAAGUCGUACAAGUGAAAAAGACGGAAAUUAUUAUACACAAGGAAUAGGUGGAAAUAAAACAUUUGAAAGAGACGGAAAUGGUACACAAAGAAAAGGUGGAAGUCAUACAAGUGAAAAAAACAGAAAUUUUACACAAGGUAGUGGUGAAAACCAUAAAUUUGAAAGGGACGAAAAUUGUUAUAAUCAAGGAAGUGGAAGUCGUACAUUUGAAAGAGACGAAGAUUUUACACAAGGAAGCGAUGGAAAUGUUACAAGCGAAAAAAGCAGUACCAACAAAAGAGGCGGAAUUGAUACGAACGAUAGAGGCGGAAACGAAUCGAACAAACGACAUAUAAAACUCAAUGAAUCAUUCAUUUAA
Messenger RNA from Funneliformis geosporum, 2983 nucleotides. Lineage: Eukaryota; Fungi; Glomeromycota; Glomeromycetes; Glomerales; Glomeraceae. The record is from the annotation of a GenBank genome assembly.